UGGGAGAUAAAGGAUGCAUUGUUGUUCUGAUGGAGUCUGAGGGACUAGAAUCAAGCUGAAACAUAACAAAAACAUACUGCACUAUCAGUCGAGGUACAGAUAGAAGACGGACUGUUUCAGGAAGACUGUGAUAAUUUCUUCUGGACGAUGACGUACCUGGGAUACAUAAUUUCCAUCGGCCUUCUUCUGACCAUGGUGGUGGACAGUCAACAGCAAACACCCAAACCAAAGCCUCGUCGGAUUAAGCCUCCUAAACCUCCCAAACCUCCCAAACCUCCCAAACCUCCCAAGCCCCCAAAGCCAACGAAGCCUCUCUUCUCUGAACCCGAGGAACCGAACCAUCUUACAACGCUGCCGCCGCCCCUCCCUCCAGGCCCAAUGUCCAUCUUCCCAGACUGCCCAAGGGAGUGCUUGUGUCCGCCUGACCAUCCCAACGCUCUCUACUGCGACAGUCGGAACCUAAGGGUAGUGCCCUUCAUUCCACCCCGGAUCGAAUACCUCUACCUCCAAAACAACUUCAUUGACUCCCUGCCAGAGGCCCCCUUCCGGAAUGCAACAGGUCUCAAGUGGAUUAACCUGGACAAUAAUAGGAUUUCCAAUCGAAAACUGGACAAGGGUCUCUUUAACAUCCUGAACAAGGUCCUCUUCUUGUACAUGGAUAGAAACAGGUUGGAUGAAGUUCCUGCAAACCUCCCUCCUAGCCUGGAGCAACUUCGGCUUGCCAGGAAUCAGAUCUCCAAGAUCCCUUCGGGCAGUUUCAGAAAACUGGCCAACCUGACCCUCUUGGACCUUCACCACAAUAAGUUGCCGGACAGAGUCUUCAAUAAGAACACCUUCAAAGGUCUCAGGAGCCUCAUGCAGCUCAACCUGGCUCAUAACUCCCUGAGGAAGAUGCCCCCAACCAUACCUCCACACAUCUUCCAGCUAUUUCUGGAUAGGAAUCAGAUCAGUCAAAUCCCUGAUAAUUAUUUCAAGAAUUUGCACCAGUUAACGUUUUUGAGGUUGAAUUUCAACCAGUUGACAGAUACUGGAAUUCCCAACGGCACCUUUAAUUUGUCAUCUCUCCUUGGCCUCCACCUCUGCAACAACAAACUCAAUUCCAUACCAGUCUUUAACCCAAAGUUGGAGCAUCUCUACCUCAGCUACAACUACAUAAAAAAGAUCAAUGGAACCGAGAUCUGCCCAAGUCCCGUCAGUAAUGUGGCUCUGCAAGCUCACAACCUGGAGGCUAUCCCACGGCUGCGGUAUCUGCGUCUGGACGGCAAUGCGCUCUCACCCCCAAUCCCGAUAGACUUCAUGAUGUGCUUCAGACUCCUCCAGGCAAUCGUGAUUUGACGACCACGUCCCUGCAAACUCGUCUCCCCGCCGCUUCUAAACGGCGGCCAUCUUUUUAUGGGACUGUUACUUCUGAUCAUUUUCCCUUCAGAUUCUGAGUGUAAUUGUGUGAAAUGUUCCGAGACACAACCCCUGCAGAAAAAUUAUCUUUCUCUUAGAAUCGGAGUGCAAAGAAAUACUUAGUAUACCCAAGUAGGAUCAUUGUGAGCACACACAGACACACAAGCACACAUACACACACACAAACACACACACACACACACACACACACACACACACACACACACACACACACACACACAAAAUACUCCUACAACUCUGUGCAAGUCCCCUGAAUAGAUGAGAACUGGGGAACGGCUGAAAUUGUUCCCUCAGACUUGAUCCACUUUAUCUGCAGCCAGUCUCCCCACCACUAUCCCAUUGGUGAAGAAACAAAUGAAAAACAAACCUUAGUUUACCAUGGGGUGAGAAAGGCUUUGAAAUGCAUGAACCUUGCUCCUCCUGAGCAGUUACCUGCCUGAUCCUGAUGCUCCCGCGAUGGGAAUGUUUGGGUCUGAUUGCGUUUCGUAAGCGAUCAGGGGAAAUGACUUUAGGACUUGUUCCUGCUGUCGGUGAGACAAGGAGAGGAUCUGCUCACAGAUCAAACUGCUGGCCAGAUCUGAGCAGCACCUUUCAGUUAGCAUGGAACAAUUUGGAAAUCACUGCUGCAAUUUCUUUCUAGAACCUUCUACCUGCUUGUACUUAAUCUGCAAUUCAGAACUGAGACCUUCAUGGACUUCCGUGUGAAUUUGACCACAGGGUACCUGGUCUGUGCAACUAAGCAGGACUUCAAUCUUACUGCUGCCUUAUAGACUCCAAACGUGGGUACCAUCUGCAUGAAGUUUGCAUGUUCUUCCUGUGACCACGUGGGUUUCCUCGGGAUGCCAUAGAGCUGUACAGCAUGGCGACAGGCCCUUCAGCCCAUCUGGUUCAUGCUGACAAGGAUGCCCCAUCCGAGCCAGUCCCAUUCGGCAGCGUUUGGUCCUAAACCGUUAUAAUCCACGUACCUGUCCAACUGUCUCCUAAACCUGUAUAAUCCACGUACCUGUCCAACUGUCUCCGAAAACUUUAUAAUCCACGUACCUGUCCAACUGUCUCCUGGAUCUUUAUAAUCCACGUACCUGUCCAACUGUCUCCUAAACCUGUAUAAUCCACGUACAUGUCCAACUGCCCCCUAAACCUUUAUAAUCCACGUACCUGUCCAACUGUCUCCUAAACCUUUAUAAUCCACGUACCUGUCCAACUGUCUCCUAAACCUUUAUAAUCCACGUACCUGUCCAACUGUCUCCUAAACCUUUAUAAUCCACGUACCUGUCCAACUGUCACCUAAACCUCUAUAAUCCACAUACCUGUCCAACUGUCUCCUGGAGCUUUAGAAUCCACGUAGCUGUCCAACUGUCUCCUAAACCUGUAUAAUCCACGUACAUGUCCAACGGUCCCCUAAACCUUUAUAAUGCACGUACCUGUCCAACUGUCUCCUAAACCUUUAUAAUCCACGUACCUGUCCAACUGUCUCCUAAACCUGUAUAAUCCACGUACCUGUCCAACUGGCUCCUGGAGCUUUAGAAUCCACGUACCUGUCCAACUAUCUCCUAACCCUUUAUAAUCCACGUACCUGUCCAACUGUCUCCUAAACCGUUAAAAUCCACGUACCUGUCCAACUGUCUCCUAAACCUGUAUAAUCCACGUACCUGUCCAACUAUCUCCUAAACCAGUAUAAUCCACGUAGCUGUCCAACUGUCUCCUAAACCUUUAUAAUCCACGUAGCUGUCCAACUGUCUCCUAAAUCUUUAUAAUCCACGUACCUGUCCAACUGUCUCCUAAACCAGUAUAAUCCACGUACCUGUCCAACUGUCUCCGAAAACUUUAUAAUCCACGAAGCUGUCCAACUGUCUCCUAAACCGUUAUAAUCCACGUACUUGUCCAACUGUCUCCAAAACCUGUAUAAUCCACGUACCUGUCCAACUGUCCCCUAAACCUUUAUAAUCCACGUACCUGUCCAACUGUCUCCUAAAGCUUUAUAAUCCACGUACCUGUCCAACUGUCUCCUAAACCUUUAUAAUCCACGUACCUGUCCAACUGUCUGCUAAACCUUUAUAAUCCACGUACCUGUCCAACUGUCUCCUAAACCUGUAUAAUCCACGUACCUGUCCAACUGUCUCCUAAACCUUUAUAAUCCAUGAAGCUGUCCAACUGUCCCCUAAACCAUUAUAAUCCAUGAAGCUGUCCAACUGUCUCCUAAACCGUUGAAAACCACGUAGCUAUCCAACUAUCUCCUAAACCUGUAUAAUCCACGUACCUGUCCAACUGUCUCCUAAACCUGCAUAAUCCACGUACCUGUCCAACUGUCUCCUAAACCAAUAUAAUCCACGAAGCUGUCCAACUGUCUCCAAAACCUAUACAGUCCACGUACCUGUCCAACUGUCUCCUAAACCUUUAUAAUCCACGUGUCUGUCCAACUGUCUCCUAAACCAGUAUAAUCCACGUAGCUGUCCAACUGUCUCCUAAACCUGUAUAAUCCACGUACAUGUUCAACUGUCUCCUAAACCUGUAUAAUCCACGUGCCUGUCUAACGGUCUCCUAAACCUGUAUAAUCCACGUGCCUGUCUAACUGUCUCCUAAACCUUUAUAAUCCAGGUACAUGUCCAACUGUCUCCUAAACCUGUAUAAUCCACGUACCUGUCCAACUGUCUCCUAAACCUGUAUAAUCCACGUACAUGUCCAACUGUCUCCUAAACCUGUAUAAUCCACGUGCCUGUCCAACUGUCUCCUAAACCUGUAUAAUCCACGUACCUGUCCAACUGUCUCCUAAAUCUUUAUAAUCCACGUACCUGUCCAACUGUCUCCUAAACCAGUAUAAUCCACGUACCUGUCCAACUGUCUCCGAAAACUUUAUAAUCCACGAAGCUGUCCAACUGUCUCCUAAACCGUUAUAAUCCACGUACUUGUCCAACUGUCUCCAAAACCUGUAUAAUCCACGUACCUGUCCAACUGUCCCCUAAACCUUUAUAAUCCACGUACCUGUCCAACUGUCUCCUAAACCUUUAUAAUCCACGUACCUGUCCAACUGUCUCCUAAACCUUUAUAAUCCACGUACCUGUCCAACUGUCUGCUAAACCUUUAUAAUCCACGUACCUGUCCAACUGUCUCCUAAACCUGUAUAAUCCACGUACCUGUCCAACUGUCUCCUAAACCUUUAUAAUCCAUGAAGCUGUCCAACUGUCCCCUAAACCAUUAUAAUCCAUGAAGCUGUCCAACUGUCUCCUAAACCGUUGAAAACCACGUAGCUAUCCAACUAUCUCCUAAACCUGUAUAAUCCACGUACCUGUCCAACUGUCUCCUAAACCUGCAUAAUCCACGUACCUGUCCAACUGUCUCCUAAACCAAUAUAAUCCACGAAGCUGUCCAACUGUCUCCAAAACCUAUACAGUCCACGUACCUGUCCAACUGUCUCCUAAACCUUUAUAAUCCACGUGUCUGUCCAACUGUCUCCUAAACCAGUAUAAUCCACGUAGCUGUCCAACUGUCUCCUAAACCUGUAUAAUCCACGUACAUGUUCAACUGUCUCCUAAACCUGUAUAAUCCACGUGCCUGUCUAACGGUCUCCUAAACCUGUAUAAUCCACGUGCCUGUCUAACUGUCUCCUAAACCUUUAUAAUCCAGGUACAUGUCCAACUGUCUCCUAAACCUGUAUAAUCCACGUACCUGUCCAACUGUCUCCUAAACCUGUAUAAUCCACGUACAUGUCCAACUGUCUCCUAAACCUGUAUAAUCCACGUGCCUGUCCAACUGUCUCCUAAACCUGUAUAAUCCACGUACCUGUCCAACUGUCUCCUAAAUCUUUAUAAUCCACGUACCUGUCCAACUGUCUCCUAAACCAGUAUAAUCCACGUACCUGUCCAACUGUCUCCGAAAACUUUAUAAUCCACGAAGCUGUCCAACUGUCUCCUAAACCGUUAUAAUCCACGUACUUGUCCAACUGUCUCCAAAACCUGUAUAAUCCACGUACCUGUCCAACUGUCCCCUAAACCUUUAUAAUCCACGUACCUGUCCAACUGUCUCCUAAACCUUUAUAAUCCACGUACCUGUCCAACUGUCUCCUAAACCUUUAUAAUCCACGUACCUGUCCAACUGUCUGCUAAACCUUUAUAAUCCACGUACCUGUCCAACUGUCUCCUAAACCUGUAUAAUCCACGUACCUGUCCAACUGUCUCCUAAACCUUUAUAAUCCAUGAAGCUGUCCAACUGUCCCCUAAACCAUUAUAAUCCAUGAAGCUGUCCAACUGUCUCCUAAACCGUUGAAAACCACGUAGCUAUCCAACUAUCUCCUAAAUCUGUAUAAUCCACGUACCUGUCCAACUGUCUCCUAAACCUGCAUAAUCCACGUACCUGUCCAACUGUCUCCUAAACCAAUAUAAUCCACGAAGCUGUCCAACUGUCUCCAAAACCUAUACAGUCCACGUACCUGUCCAACUGUCUCCUAAACCUUUAUAAUCCACGUGUCUGUCCAACUGUCUCCUAAACCAGUAUAAUCCACGUAGCUGUCCAACUGUCUCCUAAACCUGUAUAAUCCACGUACAUGUUCAACUGUCUCCUAAACCUGUAUAAUCCACGUGCCUGUCUAACGGUCUCCUAAACCUGUAUAAUCCACGUGCCUGUCUAACUGUCUCCUAAACCUUUAUAAUCCAGGUACAUGUCCAACUGUCUCCUAAACCUGUAUAAUCCACGUACCUGUCCAACUGUCUCCUAAACCUGUAUAAUCCACGUACAUGUCCAACUGUCUCCUAAACCUGUAUAAUCCACGUGCCUGUCCAACUGUCUCCUAAACCUGUAUAAUCCACGUACCUGUCCAACUGUCUCCUAAACCUUUAUAAUCCACGAAGCUGUCCAACUGUCUCCUAAACCGUUAUAAUCCAUGAAGCUGUCCAACUGUCUCCUAAACCGUUGAAAUCCACGUAGCUAUCCAACUGUCUCCUAAACCUGUAUAAUCCACGUACCUGUCCAACUGUCUCCUAAACCUGCAUAAUCCACGUACCUGUCCAACUGUCUCCUAAACCAGUAAAAUCCACGAAGCUGUCCAACUGUCUCCAAAACCUAUACAGUCCACGUACCUGUCCAACUGUCUCCUAAACCUUUAUAAUCCACGUGUCUGUCCCACUGUCUCCUAAACCAGUAUAAUCCACGUAGCUGUCCAACUGUCAACUAAACCUGUAUAAUCCACGUACAUGUCCAACUGUCUCCUAAACCUGUAUAAUCCACGUGCCUGUCUAACUGUCUCCUAAACCUGUAUAAUCCACGUGCCUGUCUAACUGUCUCCUAAACCUUUAU
Molecule: messenger RNA, 6702 nt
Organism: Mobula hypostoma (lesser devil ray)
Lineage: Eukaryota; Metazoa; Chordata; Chondrichthyes; Myliobatiformes; Myliobatidae
Gene: prelp
Product: proline/arginine-rich end leucine-rich repeat protein
Exons: 3
Coding region: 148-1335 (395 amino acids)
Molecular function (GO): protein binding
Source: RefSeq, a predicted model, not a curated record